GUCUGGCUUUUACGUACGGUCUGACGGCAGUGGGCGCGUGUGCGUAUGCGCUCAUAUAGGUGCUCGUCGCGAAAUAUAGUAGCAGCCAUCUUAUAUUUUGUGUCGGAGAAAAACAAUUUGACCGUACAAAUGUUUCGCGAUUGCCCGUGAAGCCGCUCGACGACGGGAGGCGGUGCGCUCGAUGAGGCGCGACGUUUUUCGACCCUAGACCCGGACCACUACAUUAGCAAAGGUGGAUUGGUACGCAGGAUAUGAGCAGUUUGUCAAGCGCAACCUGACUCUGCUCCCCCAUCAGCAAGCGGCGCAGCAGCAGCAGGACGAGCAGUCUCAGCAGCUGGCUCCACCGCAGCAGACUGAUAUAAUGACGUCUAUGUUCGAACAACAGAUUAAGAGCGAACCCAUGGGGUUCUAUUCUGUUGCUUCCAGUCGUUCGGAUGGAUCCAACUCUAUAGUGAAUUUGUCCGAUGAUCGAGAGGACCUCUCUCAGCAAGAAGGUCAUUUGCAGCCCCAGCAGCCGACGUUACAGUUGAAUCAGCAGCAAAGCCAGCAGCAGAGUCAACAACAGACGCAACAGAAUCAGCAACAGCAAAAUCAGGGUAUGCAGCAGGACUCGCCCGGUCGUCAGUCUACGGGUCAACAGACCGUCAAGGAGGGCUCACGGUCGAAGCCUCAACCUUGCAAAGUUUGCGGCAAGGUACUGUCUUCUGCUUCGUCCUACUAUGUGCAUAUGAAACUUCAUUCGGGGAAUAAGCCCUAUCAUUGUACGGUAUGCGAGGCGAGUUUUUGUCGCAAACCUUAUUUAGAAGUACACAUGAGGACGCACACGGGCGAACGACCCUUUCAAUGUGAGCUAUGUUUGAAAAGGUUUACUCAAAAGAGCAGCCUCAAUACUCAUAAACGGGUGCACACGGGGGAACGGCCGUAUGCAUGCGACAUUUGCCAGAAACGUUUCGCUGUGAAGAGCUACGUCACGGCGCAUCGUUGGAGCCACGUAGCCGAGAAACCGCUGGUUUGCGAACGAUGUUCCCUCACGUUCACGUCCAAAAGUCAAUUUGCGAUUCACAUCCGUACACACACCGCCAGUACCACUUACGAGUGCAAUAUCUGUGGACGUACGUUCGUACGUGACAGUUAUCUGAUAAGGCAUCAAAAUCGGGUGCAUCGUGACAUGAAUCAGAGCAGCUCGAAUCACAAUCCGCCGACGCCGCAGAGUAGCGGCGCCGGCACUCCGGGCACCGGUUUCGAGAGUCCGGUCUGUGAUUUGCGCUACAGCGAGGGACCCUCGUCAUUGGAUGGUCUCGCGGGAGCCAAGGGCACGGGCAUAGCCGCGGAGAUCGCUAGUUUAGCCAAGCAGAACAAUCUACAGCUUCCACUACCGCUGCUACAUCCGCAGACCACCAACUAGUGUUUAGAUGGCAGCAACAUCGUCACCCAGCCCCUGCCGCAACACCAAUCACCGCAGCAAGUAGUAUGUCCCACCUCGGCGUCUUCGCCGUUCACACUUAACUCACCUAUGUCUCACACCGAGCACACGAGCACACCGCAGAGUGUCUACCAAACGAUGAGCUCCUCCAAUCCCUUGGACAGCUCCAGUUCCCAACUCUAUCCGCCCUUGUCGUCCCCUCUAGACCCGACAUCGGAGCCACAACAUUCGCAUCAUUCGCACCAGCUGCAUCGCGGCAUCCCUCCGCCAGGUCUUCACCCCGCGCUCUAUUUGUACGCUCAUUACUCGAAUACGAGCCCCGCGAUCUCGUAUUCGGAAUAUAUUCAGCGUAACAAUUGAACGCGAGUUUUCAUCUAGCAUCGAUCGACUUUCAACGAUUGUACGAUAAUAUCAGUAAACCUGGUGCUAUUUAAUCGGCUGAUCAAAGUGCCUAUCGAGCAUCCUAUAUACUUCCGAUUCGUAACAACGGAUGCUCGCUCGUCACUCGGUUUAGGGGUAUGCUUUUGAUCAAACAGGUGUACGACGACACAAUUGAUCAAUUGUAAUUGCUGCUCGAAAAAAGAAAAGAACGUUUGCUAAUACUUUGUGUUCAUCUAAUGAAUUUUAUACUCAAGAGCAUCUUUUUUAACACGAGAUUGAAUAGCACCCGCUCGAGGCGCGGUUUCCAAUCGCCAAGCGAUCAGAUCGUACCGACAUACAACUAUGUAUAUAUAUAUAUACAUAUAUAUAUAUAUAUCGUUCCAAUGAUUCAAUCAUUAUGCACGAUGCUAGCUGAAAUCGAAGCGUGUAACAUUUCUAAGUCUCCACAAUUUCGGCACUCUUAUUUCGUCUGAUUUUUAUAAUCACAUCUCUGCGAGUAUACAUAUACAUAUAU
Molecule: messenger RNA, 2318 nt
Organism: Camponotus floridanus (Florida carpenter ant)
Lineage: Eukaryota; Metazoa; Arthropoda; Insecta; Hymenoptera; Formicidae
Product: zinc finger protein 2 homolog
Exons: 2
Coding region: 362-1405 (347 amino acids)
Biological process (GO): regulation of transcription by RNA polymerase II
Molecular function (GO): RNA polymerase II cis-regulatory region sequence-specific DNA binding; DNA-binding transcription factor activity
Source: RefSeq, a predicted model, not a curated record